Molecule: messenger RNA, 627 nt
Organism: Micromonas pusilla CCMP1545
Lineage: Eukaryota; Viridiplantae; Chlorophyta; Mamiellophyceae; Mamiellales; Mamiellaceae
Exons: 1
Coding region: 1-627 (208 amino acids)
Biological process (GO): thymidine metabolic process
Molecular function (GO): ATP binding; thymidine kinase activity
Source: RefSeq, a predicted model, not a curated record
AUGAAAUAUACAGAUUUCGCACAAGGUCUAAAUAUUUCGAAGAACACUGGGGAGAUCCACCUCAUCACAGGGCCCAUGUUUUCUGGAAAGACAACAGAGCUUCUUGAGAGAGUCUCCCAAGAAGAGGCGCUUGGACUCGUUGUUUCACUUGUUAAGUCUUUUGAGGAUUUUAGAUAUUCGUGCGAUCAUAUUGUGACUCAUGAUGGGAUUCUGCGUACAUGUUUCUCAGUUGCAAAACUUAAUGAAAUUCGCAGCACUCUUGGCGAUGCUGAGUGGCGUAGAGUCGACAUUUUCGCUAUAGACGAAGCACAAUUCCUUCCAGAUCUUCCCCGGUUCUGUGCAGCCGCAGACUCAGAGAAAAAGAAAAUUAUUUUUGCUGGUCUUGAGGGAGACUUUCGUCGUGAACAGUUUGGCAAACUCCUCGAUCUACUACCCUUGUGUGACUCUAUCUUUAAACUCUCCGCAAAAUGUUGUAGCUGCAAUAUAAGACCCGCAACAUUUACCUCACGCAUAUCUCCUGAAAACAACACAGCACAGCAAUGUAUCGGUGGCUCGGAUACAUAUCAGACCGUUUGUAGGUCGUGCUUCGUGAGGUCGAAACUCUUUGCUUUGUACCUAGUCAAAUAA